CCUCAGGGACAAAAGAGGUGUGAUGAGACACCCAUCCACAGUAGCAAACCUUACAAAGCCCAAACAUGGCAUCGGCUUCCGCUUCACCCUUCUCUGGAUUCCCCCCUCACAAAUUUCUCUUCUCCAACCCCAGAAAGCUCCUACCCAGCAUCAGAAUGGCUUCCGAAGCGGGAGGAUUGGGAGAAUUCUCCUCCCAAUCCGCCUCAUCUUCUCCUUCUCCUCCAAAGAUACUGGACUCCCAUCUCCAUGUAUGGGCUUCUCCCCAAGAGGCUGUAGGAAGUUACCCUUAUUUUCCAGGGCAGGAGCCGUCAAUCCCUGGAUACGCCAAUUUCCUGCUCAAGUUGAUGUCAGAAGCAGGAGUGGAUGGUGCCCUUAUUGUGCAGCCUAUAAAUCACAUGUUUGAUCACUCUUUAGUAACUAGUGUUUUGAAGAGGCAUCCAUCUAAAUUCAUUGGUUGUUGUUUAGCAAAUCCUGCAGAAGAUGGAACUGGUAUUAGGCAGCUCGAAGAUCUAGUUUUAAAGGAUAGAUAUCGAGCUGUUCGAUUCAAUCCGUAUCUUUGGCCUUCUGGUCAAAAGAUGACAAAUGAAAUUGGAAAAGCAAUGUUCUAUAGAGCUGGAGAACUUGGAGUACCAGUGGGAAUUAUGUGUAUGAAGGGUCUUAGUCUACACAUAUCAGAAAUAGAGGAGCUCUGUGAAAACUAUCCUUCAACCAUUGUACUACUUGACCACAUGGGUUUCUGCAAACCACCAAUGACUGAUGAGGAACACAAUACCUUCUCAUCAUUGCUAAAACUGGCUAGGUUUCCGCAGGUUUAUGUGAAAUUCAGUGCCCUUUUCCGAUUGUCAAGAAAACAGUAUCCAUAUGAGGAUACAAGAGACCUUCUUUCCCAAGUUGUCUCCGACUAUGGAGCUAACCGAGUCAUGUGGGGAAGUGACUUUCCCUUUGUUGUUAAGGAGUGUGGCUAUAAAGAGGCGAGGGAAGCUGUCUCUCUCCUCGCGAACCAGAUACCCUUGUCAUCAUCUGAUUUAGAGUGGAUAAUGGGCAGAACAUUUGGGCAACUCUUCCAACAACCAUGGCAAGCUCUAUAGAAAAUUUGCCUGUUGGCUGUGAUUCCUGCCUUUGUUCAUCUUCCACAUCUGUUACAUAUACUUUGUUUUGUGCAUCCCAACUUCAUGAGUGAAACCUUUUGCAGAAAACAUCAUCUUUUGUGCACAAUUUAAUGUUCUAAAUCAUGCAUAAGGUAGCAAAGCAUUUUUGUAAUUAUAUAUAUAUAAUUUUGCUCAUUAAUCAUCUGGAGAAGUUGACUUA
This is a messenger RNA of Musa acuminata AAA Group (dessert banana), 1308 nucleotides long. RefSeq lists its product as uncharacterized. Gene Ontology annotation, molecular function: carboxy-lyase activity; hydrolase activity. The record is from RefSeq and is a predicted model, not a curated record. Gene Ontology annotation, biological process: secondary metabolic process. Bases 66 to 1088 code for a protein of 340 amino acids. Lineage: Eukaryota; Viridiplantae; Streptophyta; Magnoliopsida; Zingiberales; Musaceae. The transcript has 10 exons. Gene Ontology annotation, cellular component: cytoplasm.